AAAUGACCACCAACCCAUCUGUCCACGAGUUCGAGACUCGUGAUCUUAAAAUUGCCGAGGUGAAAGUAUUCACUGAUAGAGCUGAAAUCCGUCGUCUUGUCAAAGUUUCAUUGAAAUCUGGUGUCAAUGAAGUUGUUCUCAAGAACCUCUGCAAAACAAUGGCUCAAGGAUCAAUUAGAGUUGAAGGAAGAGGAAAUGCAAUCAUUCAUGAUGUAGUUAUUAAGAAUGUUUCUCGUUUGCCAACUGAAGCUGAUCCUCCAAAGAUCACCAAUCUCAAAGCUGCCAUUCUAGAGGAGAAAAAUCGCCUCCAAAAAAUCACAGAUCGCGGAACGGUUGUCCAAAAAUGCGUUGACAAUUUGGACAAAGUUUUCGAACAAGUUGGUGGGGGUCUCGUGAAUCCACCAAAAGAUGGUGUUGCUUCUUUAAAUGAAGGAACUUUGGAAAGUCUUACAAAUUUCUUCCAAUUCUAUGGGAGCAACUCCGAAUUAUACAGAGAAAAACUACGAUCAGUUGAAGCUGGACACCGUGAGCAACAGGAAAAAGUUUCGAAACUGGAAAACGAGUUACGAGCUCUAAUGCACAAUUUGAAUGAAGAAGCGUUCUCUCACACUGCCACAAUUACUUUGGAAUGCACAGAAGACCUGGAAGCUGAGCUGAAUGUAGUCUAUCAAGUGUUAGAUGCUUCGUGGCAUCCAUCAUACGAUAUCCGAGUUGACACAGAGAAACCAUCCAUGAGCAUUACAUACUUUGGAAAAAUCCGUCAAUUCACAAAGGAAGAUUGGACUUCUGCACCACUUGUUUUGUCAACUGCUCAGCCAUGUCUUGCUGGCAGAAUUCCAGAUCUUGGAACUCUCGAAGCAACCUUCCGUCGUCCUGAAGUUCAACAUUAUCAAACAAGAUCGAUGAAUGCAUCAGCCUCAUUAUUUGGGGCGCGGGGACCGCAGAACCGUCGAGCCGAAACACUCGGAUUUUCAGAUGAAGUGACUUUGGCUCCACCAAUGGCUGUCGCUGUUGCUUCAGAAAUCACCCAAAACACGUUGAGCACAGAAUUUAAAAUUCUCAGAGAAGCAACAAUUCCACACGGUACUGAUGAACACAAAGUUACUAUUGGAGUUGUGACUCUUACACCAAAACUUGUUCAUGAAUCCGUUCCAAGUAAGAAUGCUGCAGCUUUUCUCACGGCUUCUGCUGUUAAUACUUCUCAACUUGCACUCCUGGCUGGAUUUUCAUCUGUCUAUCUGAAUAAUGCAUUUGUCGCAACAAGUCACCUGAAAAACGUGUCACCAGGUGAAAGACUCACUUGCUCUUUGGGAGUUGACACGGCAAUUCGUGUGGAGUACAAGCCGGCAAAGAAGUACCAUGAGGAAGGAGGUUACAUCACCAAGCACUCUGCAAAUGUCACGGAGCAAACAAUCUCCAUCAAAAAUACGAGAAAUGAGCAGCCGGUGCUCCUAACCGUGAAGCAUGCGAUUCCACGUAGCACUGACGAGAAGAUCCGUGUGAAGCUAGUUUCACCAGCAGCUACGCCAUAUGAUGCGGAGAAGGCUGGCACUGAAGCCGAGAAUUCUGAGCCUGUGGAAGGGGCAAAGUUCAAUUCCAGCAAUCACUUGGAGUGGACUAUAAAGCUGGCUCCGAGCAGCUCAAAGGAUCUGAUCAUCAAAUAUGUGGUGGAGCAUCCAAAAGAUGAAACUGUUCAAUAUCAAGAGAAUUUCUAAAGUACAUCCAACAGUGAAUUGAUACUUAAAUGAAGUCGUCUAUCUUUUACAGAAAU
This is a messenger RNA of Caenorhabditis elegans, 1771 nucleotides long. Its product is annotated as Protein F37C4.5. Lineage: Eukaryota; Metazoa; Nematoda; Chromadorea; Rhabditida; Rhabditidae. The record is from RefSeq and is marked reviewed.